AUGGGCUUCCAGCUGACUCAUUCUAGUCUCGAGGGUCGACUUUUGUUCGCUGUACCUAAAAAGGGUCGACUUCUCCAAGCUACAUUAGAUCUUCUCAAAGGCGCGGAUAUCAAAUUCAGGCGAGAAAACCGGCUCGAUAUUGCACUUGUUGUCAAUCAUCCCAUUGCUUUGGUAUUUCUUCCUGCUGCAGAUAUUCCAACAUUUGUUGGUGAAGGUAGGGUCAGUCUAGGAAUUACAGGGCAAGACACAGUAGCAGAACAUGCAUCAUCAUUACUUAAGCAAAGGAAAAUACGACAGGAAUCCCUCAAUGUAAGUCAAAGCGACUACGAUGAUGGAUUUGGAUGUGAGGAGAUAAUGGAUUUGGGGUUUGGGACGUGUAAAUUGCAGGUCCAAGUACCCGAAAAGGGAGAGUAUGUCAAAUCAUCUGACCUGAUUGGAAAAAAUAUUGGAACAAGCUUUGUCCAUUUGGCUGAAGAUUAUUUCUUAAAACUCGAAUCUGAGGCAACGGAAAAGGAUGAAAAGGAUCCCAAAUCAUCUUUGAAAACAAAAAUCAUUGAGUUAAGUGGCAGCGUAGAAGCAGCUUGUGCUCUCGGAGUUGCAGAUGGGAUUAUUGAUCUAGUUGAAUCUGGAGAAACAAUGAAGGCCGCAGGUCUUAAGGCCGUUGAUACCGUAGUUUCUAGCACAGCAGUCUUAAUUAAGUCCCGAAACUCAUCCAAUAAUCAACUAAUAGACAUGAUUGCGUCACGGAUCCGAGGUGUUAUAACUGCUCAAAGAUUUGUACUUUGCCAAUAUAACAUGGAGCGUGCCAUACUAGACUCUGCAUUAAAAAUUACACCUGGAAAACGUGCACCAACAAUCAAUGCGCUAGAAGAAGAAGGAUGGGUGGCUGUGAGCGCCAUGGUCGAAAAGAAAGAAAUUGCAACAAUCAUGGACCAAUUAGCAAAGGUAGGUGCAACAGAUAUUUUAAUCCUCAACAUCGUGAACUCUAGGGGCAUUUAA
This is a messenger RNA of Blumeria graminis f. sp. triticale, 999 nucleotides long. NCBI's taxonomy places the organism in Eukaryota, Fungi, Ascomycota, Leotiomycetes, Helotiales, Erysiphaceae. The record is from the annotation of a GenBank genome assembly.